AUGUUGAGUUUGGCUUUUGCUAUUAUUUUCCUUUUGACUGCGGCAUUUGCAGUGUUAUGUUCAUGUGGCCAUGCACAACUUGGUUUCAAUGAAGAAGAAAGACAAGCUCUGCUAAGUAUCAAAGGAAGCUUCAAAGAUCCAUCAAGGCUUUCAUCUUGGGAAGGAAGUAGUUGUUGCCAAUGGAAAGGUGUAGCUUGCAAUAAUCUUACAGGCCAUGUUGUCAAGCUUGAUCUCAGAAAUCCUUGUUAUCCCUUACAAGGAGCUUUUCAACCAGACUGUAAGUUUUAUGACCAUGUCCUUGAAGCUAAACAUCUUCACCCUUCUAUAUUGCAUCUUAAAUAUCUAACUUAUUUAGAUUUGAGUGGAAACAAUUUUCAUAAUACUUCAAUACCAGAAUCCAUUCAAACCCUGCAGCAUCUGCAAGUCCUUUAUCUCUCUGAUAGUCAUUUUAGUGGUAGGAUCCCGUACAAUCUUGGAAACCUCACAAAAUUGCUCAUUCUUGAUUUGAGCUUCAAUUCUCAUUUGUAUGCGGAUGACUUCUACUGGAUUUCUCAGCUUUCGUCCCUCCAAUACCUUUACAUGAGUGAUGUGUAUCUUGGUAAGGCACAAAAUUUGUUACAGUCACUCAACAUGCUUCCUUCUUUGAUAGAAAUAGAAUUUAGAAAUUGUGGACUUGAUAAGUUGCACACCCAUCAACAUGUUACCACAAACCUUUCCAAACUGGAAUACCUCAAUCUAGCAGAAAAUGGACUUCAGACUCCGUUUCUCGAUGCUUUUCAAAAUAUGACUUCCAUUGCAGUCAUUGACCUUUCUCACAACAACCUUAAUUCCACUCCUUUCUGGUUGGGAACCUCUGCUAACCUCGUCCGUCUAUUUCUUGACAGUAAUGCCCUUUAUGGCUCACUUCCAUCUGCUUUACGCAAUCUGACUUCCCUGGUUUCUCUCGACCUUUCACAAAACAAGUUUCAUUCUGUUUCGGGCUGGUUAGGUGAGCUAAAGGGUCUUCAAUACCUCAGUCUUUCAGGUAAUGAUGUAAGUCAUAUUGAGGGAUCUCUAGCACAUCUUCUGGGAAACUGUUGCCAUCUUAAACAAUUAGAUAUGUCAAGAAACAAACUUCAAAGUGAUGCACUUGGAAACCAUACACAGUUUGAAUGCAUUAGCCACGAUUUGAUGUAUUUGGAUUUAAGUCACAACGAAUGUAAUGGUCAUUUGCCACCAUGGUUGGGACAGCUUGAAAAUCUAAUUUCAUUGAUCAUGACUGACAGUAAUUUGGUGGGAUCACUUCCUUGUGCUAUAAUAACAAAACUCGUCAAUCUGCAGAAUUUGGUGCUUUCCAACAAUAACUUCACCGGUUCUCUCCCUGACUGUAUCGGGGAACUUGUCAGUUUAAAAAUUUUAAUUCUCUCUUCCAAUCAUUUUGAUGGGGUCAUUCCAAGGAGUUUAGUGCAACUUGUAAGCCUAACAGAUCUAGAUCUUUCACGAAACUCUUUAAAUGGCACCAUUCCUCCCAAUAUUGGUCAACUUCAAAAUUUGUCCACCUUCUAUCUCUCUGAAAAUAAGUUAUACGGAAACAUUCCUUACGGUCUUAGUCAGCUUCUAAACCUUCAGAAUUUAGACAUAUCCCUAAAUCAUUUGGAGAAUUUGGUGUCUGACAUAAGAUGGCCCAGACAACUUGUCUACUUAAAUCUCACCGAUAAUCGUAUCAGUGGGUCACUUCCCCAAGAUAUUUCUGAUAGUUUGCCCAAUGCCACUCACUUGCUUCUUGGAAACAACCUUAUAAGUGGUCUCAUUCCAGAUUCAUUGUGCAAAAUAGACUCCUUGUACAGUCUUGACCUUUCAGGAAACAUGUUAGUUGAUGAAAUUCCUAAUUGUUGGAGUCUUACUCAAAGACUCAAUGUUAUAAAUUUGGCUUCCAACAAACUAUCAGGUGUCAUUCCCAGCUCUCUGGGUAAUCUACCCACGUUGGCAUGGUUACAUUUGAACAAUAACAGCCUUCAUGGGGAGUUUCCAUCAUCCCUGAGAAAUUUAAGUCAACUUUUAAUUUUGGAUGUUGGAGAGAACCAUUUGUCUGGGAUUAUCCCUUCAUGGAUGGGGAAUAUAUUUUCCUCGAUGCAGAUUCUAAGGCUACGGCAAAACAGGUUGAAUGGAACAAUUCCUUUACAAUUGUGCCAACUCUCUGCACUGCAGAUUUUGGACCUUUCAAACAACAACUUGAUUGGUCCAAUCCCUCAUUGCAUCGGAAAUCUCACAGGUAUGGUCUCACGAAAGAAUAUUUCUGUCAACCAAUCUAGUAGAACUGUUGAAUGGUAUGAACAAGAUGUUAGAGAGGUCGUGAAAGGAAUGGAACUAGAGUAUACCAGAAAUCUAAAACUUGUGGUAAACUUGGACUUGUCAAAUAACAAUUUGACUGGAUCUAUUCCAGAUGGAAUAACAUCACUUGGUGCAUUGCAUGGCCUAAAUCUAUCAUACAAUCGUUUGUCAGGACAACUCCCCAAAAGGAUAGGGGACAUGAAAUCACUAGAAUCUCUUGACCUCUCUCAUGACCAACUUUCUGGUGCAAUUUCAGAAAGCAUAACUAGUUUAACUUGGUUAAGCCACUUAAAUUUGUCCUACAACAACCUUUCAGGACCAAUUCCCAAAGGAACUCAAUUAUCAACCCUUGAUGAUCCUUUUAUUUAUGCCGGCAACCCAUUUCUGUGUGGACAUCCACUGCCGAAUAAGUGCAUUGAUGAUCAUUUCAAAGGUGGUAACGAAGAUGAAGAAAAAGAUGACAAAGAGGAUAAAGUUGAGAAAUUGUGGUUUUACUCUGUCAUUGCACUUGGCUAUUUGAUUGGAUUUUGGGCUGUGAUUGGAAGCUUGUUGUUGCAUAAAAGUUGGAGGCUUGCUUACUUUCAAUAUGUUGAUGAGUCAACACAGAGGAUAAAUGUAUCAUUGACAAUACAUUUAGCAAAUUUUAAGGAAUCAUUGACAGGAAUCCUAAUGCUGCGUGAGACAUUACGGUAAUGUUUAUGCAUUCGGUCUCUCUUUUAUGCUCUUGGAGGAUUUCAUGUUUAUUUUGCUUCAUAAGUAAUUACUUGGACUUUGUAAAAUAGGAAUAAAUGUUACUUGUAGAAUUUCUCGUUUACAUAAUAAUUGU
Messenger RNA from Vigna unguiculata (cowpea), 3136 nucleotides. RefSeq lists its product as uncharacterized. NCBI's taxonomy places the organism in Eukaryota, Viridiplantae, Streptophyta, Magnoliopsida, Fabales, Fabaceae. The record is from RefSeq and is a predicted model, not a curated record.